UAUGGUUUUUCGUUUGGAGUCUGAUAUGGAGUGAUUUUGAGCAGCGGCGACGUGAAAGAAAAAAAAGAGGGGCGUUUUGCCCUGCUGCCGGCUUUGCCGUGCUGCCGGUUGCCGGAGCAAGAUGGCUUGGAUUGCGUUUUUCUUUAUGCUAGAGAAUAUAUUCUUUUUUUCGAAAUGUUUAAAAGUUUUUGUGCGAGAUGCAAGGAACAUUUUCCUCUCGAGAUGUCUGGAGAAAUGUACGCGCGCUGCAAAGAUGCUGAGAACUGAUUACUACUUUAGUGCGAGAUGUAUAGAGGAAAUCUAUCAAGAAAAUUUAAAACAGAUUUUCCUUCUUCACCCGAAUCCCCGGAUAAUCUCUUCCGAACCCUAAAAUUUGAUAUUCCCGAAGUGAAUAUGCCUGACACUUGGAAGUUCCGGAUCGACGUGUAGUUAUUAUUUUCCGGCUUUUGUGCUUCCUGACGCCUUUCUGUGUGACGACGUUCCACACAGAAAAUAUGUUCCUGAAGAACGAAAUUUUCCCUGAUCUGGCGGUUAGUUUCACAAAAAGGACUUUAUCCCGUUACCAGAUAUUCUUGUACAGAAUGGACUUUAGCUCGAGAGUGUUAGUUAAACUGUAAUCAAAGUGUUGGCUCAAGGAAAUAGACUUCCUCCUUGACUAAGAAAACUGAACACGCCCCUCAAUGUUGUGUAUUCCGAAGAAUAUAGUUUUCAAGAGAUUUCGCGAACUGGAUCCUCAUCAUAUUCCUCAAGUCAUGACAGGAGAGGAGGCACAUACAAUCUCCGUUCCUAUGGAGAAAGUAGAAAAAAUGCCGGAGCUUAAGGAGAACCCUUUCAGACAACGGAUUUGCAAAGUGUUCUCGAACGACGGAAGCGGAAACUUGACAUUUGAUGACUUCCUUGACAUGUUCUCCGUCUUUAGCGAGCAGGCGCCUCGCAAUGUCAAGCAAGUUUACGCUUUUAAGAUAUAUGACUAUGAUGGAGAUCAAUUCGUCGGGCCCAAAGAUUUGGAGCAAGCAGUUACAGCUCUCACUAGAGCACAGUUAAAUGAUGAGGAAGUCUCUAUUGUUGUUGAGAAAGUUCUUGACGAAGGAGAUUUAGAUGAUGAUGGGAAACUUUCAUUUGUCGAGUUUGAAGCUAUCAUUUCUAAAGCUCCCGAUUUCUUAGGCACAUUCCACAUCAGAAUUUGAGAAAAAGAAAUAAUAUUUGAUCUCUUCAAACCUCCAUAUGGGAAAUCCAGCUCAGAAUACCAAAGAGAGAUCAACUCUACCACAACAAGCCUAUUGCAGCAGAUUUUUAUCUAUUUUUCAGAUACACAUUUUUUGUUUGUUUCUUCGUAACAUUUCUUCGCAAGACAGCGUUAUUCCGUGAGGAACUGAAAGAAACUUACUCUUUUACGCAUACAAUGUGACCAUUUUAUUUUUGAUGUAUGACAUAAAUAAUUUCCUUCAAAAGUGUAUCCUUUGAAUACACAUUGCAAAUGUAUGUUUAUAAAAAUGUAUGUUAUAAAAAUACGUUGAAAUGAAUAAUUAUGUGCUAUAUAUCAUUUAAUUUUUAUUUUUUUAAAUACUGUUGCAUUAUGUUGAAAUCAAAAUAGUUAUUGAACAAUGUUAAUUUAUCUUAUGUUUUGUAAAAACAGGCAUUUAUUUACAUUUUUGUGUAGAAUUGCUUUGAAUUUCUAACUCUACGUUAAUUAAUAUUUAAGUACUUAUGACCAAAUAUGUUAAAAAGAUUUAGUAAUGAAUUAAGAAUAAUCCUUCAAAUAGUUAAGGCAAAAAGUAAAAAAAAAAAAAAAAAA
Stegodyphus dumicola is the source of this 1795-nucleotide messenger RNA. Its product is annotated as calcium and integrin-binding family member 2-like. The record is from RefSeq and is a predicted model, not a curated record. Gene Ontology annotation, biological process: calcium ion homeostasis. Gene Ontology annotation, molecular function: calcium ion binding; magnesium ion binding. NCBI's taxonomy places the organism in Eukaryota, Metazoa, Arthropoda, Arachnida, Araneae, Eresidae.